CAUGACAACAGUGGUGCACACGUACACGUCGACAGUACACACAUGGACCGUGGUCUGAAAUGAGACGAAUGUAAACUCAAUCCGUCCGUGUGGUGUGUUGGCAUACUUUGACUUUACAACUUUAGUAUAUUUUGGUAUUGGCGGAAGUCUGUGAGCCUUAUUUUCAGCUAUUCUCAGCCACCAUGUUGCGGCGAAAUACUCGGGUGAUUAUCUUGAUGACUGUAGCUUGGAUUGUGGGGAUGUUUCUGUACCUUCACAACUCUCAAGACGAUGAGGAAACGAAUUCUAAAAAGUCGUGGGCAAACUCUCAACACAAAGAUCAGUUCCUGCAGAAUCCACAGAAUAAUCCAAAAGGAGCUUUUAAGUUCAUCAUCGAUGACUCUGGGAAGGGUGGACUGAAUGCUGAACAGCAUCCGCAGAAGGGGCAGCCUGGCAUGACAGACCAGGCAUGGCAGAACUUUGAUCAGGCAGCGUAUAUCGCUAAGACACUGGUCAAGAAAGGUGGAGAUGCUUAUGCCAGGAACAAGUUUAACCAAGUGGAGAGUGACAAACUGAAAAUGGACAGAGGUAUACCAGAUACCAGGCACACACAAUGUAGAACCAUUGACUGGCAUCAUGUCCUACCAGCAACAACAGUUAUUAUUACAUUUCAUAAUGAGGCUAGAUCAACAUUAUUAAGAACGAUCGUCAGUGUUCUCAGAAAAAGUCCACCAGAAUUGGUAGAUGAAAUUAUAAUAGUGGAUGAUUAUAGUGACGAUCCUCAAGAUGGGGAACUUUUAGUGGGAAUUGAAAAAGUCAAGCUCAUCAGGAAUGAGAGAAGGGAGGGUUUAAUCCGAUCUAGAAUUAAAGGGGCAGAUGCAGCCACAAGUUCAGUCUUAACUUUCUUGGAUAGUCAUUGUGAAUGCAAUGAGAAUUGGCUGCAGCCGUUGUUAAAGAGAAUCCAAGAGAGCUAUAAAGCGGUAGUUAGUCCCAUUAUAGAUGUGAUCAACAUGGAUAAUUUCCAAUAUGUAGCAGCCUCAGCGGAUUUAAAGGGUGGUUUCGAUUGGAAUCUUGUCUUCAAGUGGGAUUAUAUGACUCCAACAGAGAGAGGGAGCAGAAGGUCCAAUCCAAUUGCACCAAUCAGAACUCCAAUGAUCGCAGGAGGCUUAUUUGCAAUCUCCAAACGUUGGUUUGAAGAAUCUGGAAAAUAUGACAUGAUGAUGGACGUCUGGGGAGGGGAAAAUUUAGAAAUCUCUUUUAGAGUGUGGCAGUGCGGUGGAACACUAGAAAUCAUUCCUUGUAGCCGUGUUGGACAUGUGUUCCGCAAGCAGCAUCCAUAUACAUUCCCUGGAGGUAGUGGCAAUGUAUUUGCAAGGAAUACCAAGAGAGCCGCUGAGGUUUGGAUGGAUGAAUACAAACAGUUUUAUUAUGCCGCUGUGCCUUCGGCUCGUAACGUGCCCUACGGAAGUAUAAAAGGUCGAGUUGAUUUGCGAGAGCAGUUACAAUGCAAGCCAUUCAGUUGGUAUCUAGAAAAUGUAUAUCCAGAAUUAAGAGUUCCAGACAAGCAGGAUCUAGCAUUUGGAGCAAUACAACAAGGUUCAAUGUGUAUGGAUACACUAGGACAUACAGAGGAUGGUACAUUAGGACUUUAUGAAUGUCACAAUAGUGGAGGAAAUCAAGAGUUUUCCUACACCAAAGAGAAGUUAAUCAAACACACAGAUCUCUGCAUGACAGCUGGAAAUGCAGAGUCUGGUUCACCUAUAGUAUUAAAAAACUGUCAUGGCUAUCAUAGUUAUCAGAAAUGGGACCAAGCUGAAGGUGGUCGAGUCUUCAAACUUCAUGAUACAAAUCUGUGUAUAGAUAGUAAAGAAACAAAAACAAAAGGACUAACGAUCCAGACGUGUGAAAGGAGAAUACUAACCCAACAGUGGAAAUUCUCUAUGGGGAAUUUAAGACACUGACAGUCCUAAUAAUGUAGAGCUUUAAGUUUUAAUUGCAGUUAUGAAUUCUAGCUGAUAUGAUUGUAAAUCAGAGUACUUUUAUUAAAUUGUUAUGGGGGUUUUAUGGCCAAGCCAUAUUCUGAAGUUUGGUUUUUCUUUUUUUCCUUUGGUAAAAAAAAACUAAGAAUGUAAAAACAUUAUCCAUAUUUCAAGAAAACAAAAUGUACAGUUAUUGUUGCUAUAAUUAUACAAUGUUGUUGUUUAUCUGCCAAAGAAAAUAAAGUAGAUAAUUGGUUAAUGAUAAUUUUAUUGCUUAAUAAAACCUAAAUGUUUCAUUUUCAAAUGUUCUUCAAACGUUUUUUAAAUGUUCUAAAGAAUAUUAUUUCAAAAUAUGUUUUAAUUUAAAGUGUUUAAACUGUGUAGGGCCCUAUACUGUAUACAAAAUAAGAGUUUGAAAUGCAUAGUGUUGAACUUUUCAAAGUACUUUUGAAAAAUAUUGCAUAAUGAAUUGGUACUUUUGAAAUAUUUUUAAAGGUAUUCCAGGUGUAUGAUUUUAAAAUAUGUUUAUUCUACAAAAAUCAUGUUUUUGAGAUAUAUUUCAAGUGAAAGGACUUUGCAGACUUUAAACUGAAAUUAGCUUUUGGGGGGAAGAGCUCUGCCCCAGCCUUAAAAUAAUCUCAAUCUUUGCUUUCAUUUUGUGAUCACAAAUCAUGACAACUCUGACCACACAUACAUUUCAGGUGUUUUAAAACUACUUAAACUUACCCCCCCCCCCCCCCCGAAACAAAACACUUAACAAAUAUUUUAUUCAGUUUGAUAUAUUUAAAUCGUGAUUUAAGUUAUCUUAAAGGAAUGAAUGAUCUGGUUCUAAAAGCUCUGGUUUUGUCAAAUGAGUUGUCAAAUUGAUUUCCGUCCGUUUUAAUCUUUAAAAACCUUAUCCACCGCAAAUCUGGUUUUUAAUUGAACUUGAAGGAUUCAAAUCAAGCCAAAUUAACAAAUGCCUCACACUGUGCCAAUGGACCCUUCCCAUGAAAUAUGCUCAUUACAUUCACGCAUGCUUACAGACCCUGUUGAUUGGCAAACGCC
Asterias rubens (European starfish) is the source of this 3005-nucleotide messenger RNA. RefSeq names its product polypeptide N-acetylgalactosaminyltransferase 2-like. The transcript is spliced from 14 exons. Bases 183 to 1940 code for a protein of 585 amino acids. The record is from RefSeq and is a predicted model, not a curated record. Lineage: Eukaryota; Metazoa; Echinodermata; Asteroidea; Forcipulatida; Asteriidae. Gene Ontology annotation, cellular component: Golgi apparatus.